Messenger RNA from Hansenula anomala, 1385 nucleotides. RefSeq lists its product as uncharacterized. The record is from RefSeq and is a predicted model, not a curated record. NCBI's taxonomy places the organism in Eukaryota, Fungi, Ascomycota, Saccharomycetes, Phaffomycetales, Wickerhamomycetaceae. The coding region runs from base 193 to 1308 and encodes 371 amino acids. The transcript has a single exon.
CUGGCUAACGCACCAAUUCGCGAUCCUCUCGAAAACGUUUCUGCUGCUUUCUUUUUUUGUUGUUGUGUUGCGUACAUCUGAAAAGUUUUCCUAUAAACAUUGAAGCUCAUCGCAUCUUUUAUACUUUAUUAAAACUUGGCUUUCAUCUUACUGUACUGCUACUUGAUAUGAGCAUAUGACGAGUUAUUGACAAUGAAGUUUGGUAAAACGUUUGAGAAAUCACUAGAGGAUCAUCACAUCCCAGAAGAAUGGAUUGUGUCUUCAAUCCAAUAUAAACCUCUAAAGAAGAAAAUCAAUAAAGUUGUUGAAGAAAUGGAUGAUGCUGGUCUUACUCAUGAAAUUAUUGCUGAAAGACAAUUAAUGUAUUAUUACACUUUCAAAGAGAAUCAACAACAUGAAAUCCAACCAAAGUUAUUGACUGAUGAUAAUGAAGAUGCCAAUAGUAUUAAUGAAAAAAUGUUAACUUUACAUUCAGAUAUCGUGUUUUUCCAAGCUUUAUAUUCCCAAUAUUUAAAAUUAAUCCAAUUCAACAAAUUACAAAGUACUUUAAUAUUAGCCAAAAUCCAACAAUUGAGUCAUUUAAUUAAAAAAUUGACAAGCUCUGAUCAAAAAAAUAAAAAUGAUAUGUAUUUAUGGAGAGAAAUCUUUAACAAAUAUGUCGAAUAUAAACUUGAUUUAAAAUCUCAUUUUGAUUCGAAAAACCUUGAUUCAUUCGUUGGUCAUAUUGAAGAUAUAAAACUUUUGAAAAAAUUCAAACAUACAAAGAAAAACACUGAAUAUUUCCACAAUUUUUAUGAAUUAAACUUAGAAUUACUUAAAUUUUUAUCAUUUGAAAAUUUAAAUACAAUUGCAAUUAGGAAAAUUGUCAAGAAAUUUGAUAAACAUACUUUGUUACACAGUUCUCAAAAUUUCAACAAAAUGAUUACAUUUGAAAAAAGCUCAUUAUCAACAUCCUCAAUUGAACAAGUUAUAUCAACAGAUAUUGUUAAACUAGUACCACAACUAGAUGAUUAUUUGUGUCCAAUCUGUUUUUCAAUUGCCUAUAAACCGGUGAGAUUAACAUGUAAUCAUUUCUUCUGUAUCCGUUGUUUAAUUAAAUUACAAAGAAGAAAUGAACCAAAAUGUCCAAUUUGCAGGGAUCCUGUUGUUAUGGAUGCUACAGAAGCUAAUGUUGACUAUGAGUUAUUGGAGUAUAUGAAGAAGAAUUUCCCUAAGGAAGUGAAAAAAAAGCAAUCUCAAAAUGAAAAAGAGGUUACUGAUGAGACUUUGAGUACGUUAUAUGGAGAUGAUAAGUGUAUAAUAAUGUGAAUGUGUGUUUUUUAAUAGUUUAAUGUUUAAUGGUUUGCGAUUCAAGGUUGUAGCAAUUCGCGAAAUUCAUUAUGUUG